AUGCCUCAUGUAGUUAGAAAACCAAAACAGUCGAUAUCUCCUAAAUCCAGUUAUUAUCAGAUUGGAGAAAACCGGGAAAAAUCUUUAAGGCGGCUUAAAAUCCAAUCUCAAACUUCCUUUCAGAAAAAAAAAAAAUUACUCAGUAAUUUUAAAACUUUUGAAAUUUGUUUUCGUCUUGAGAACGCGAUAAUGUCAAGUGAAAAAAAGUCAAGUUUUAAUAGAUCGUUGUUUAAUGGUUAA
Molecule: messenger RNA, 240 nt
Organism: Clunio marinus
Lineage: Eukaryota; Metazoa; Arthropoda; Insecta; Diptera; Chironomidae
Source: the annotation of a GenBank genome assembly